Mesitornis unicolor (brown roatelo) is the source of this 447-nucleotide messenger RNA. It is a transcript of the gene C1D, whose product is annotated as C1D nuclear receptor corepressor. Gene Ontology annotation, biological process: regulation of gene expression; maturation of 5.8S rRNA. The record is from RefSeq and is a predicted model, not a curated record. NCBI's taxonomy places the organism in Eukaryota, Metazoa, Chordata, Aves, Mesitornithiformes, Mesitornithidae. Gene Ontology annotation, molecular function: DNA binding; RNA binding. The transcript has 4 exons. Gene Ontology annotation, cellular component: nucleolus; exosome (RNase complex). Bases 1 to 447 code for a protein of 148 amino acids.
AUGGAAAUGUCAGAAGAUGAUACUAAUACGGAAGAAUACCCCACUGAAAUUCACGAUUAUCUUGUAGCAUUUGAAAAAUCUCUUGGUUCUGUAGAUGAGAUGCUGAAGACAAUGAUGUCAGUUUCCAGGAGUGAGCUUAUCCAAAAGUUAGAGCCUCUUGAGCAAGCAAAGAUGGAUUUGGUUUCGGUGUAUGCGUUAAAUUCAAUGUUCUGGGUAUAUUUGGCUACUCAGGGAAUCAAUCCAAAGGAACAUCCAGUGAAACAAGAACUGGAGAGAAUAAGAACAUACAUGAACAAGGUCAAAGAAAUAGCAGACAAGAAAAAGGCAUCCAAACUUGAUAAAGGAGCUGCUUCUCGAUUUGUAAGAAAUGCACUCUGGGAACCAAACUCUGAAAAUGAACAUACUUUCAAAACUCCUGCUAAAGGAAAAAAAAGAAAGAUGGACUAA